Molecule: messenger RNA, 1000 nt
Organism: Pseudophryne corroboree (corroboree frog)
Lineage: Eukaryota; Metazoa; Chordata; Amphibia; Anura; Myobatrachidae
Gene: TSLIG1
Product: zinc finger and BTB domain containing 8 opposite strand
Exons: 7
Coding region: 85-573 (162 amino acids)
Biological process (GO): tRNA splicing, via endonucleolytic cleavage and ligation
Cellular component (GO): tRNA-splicing ligase complex
Source: RefSeq, a predicted model, not a curated record
GAGCUCCAUCCGGACGUCCGGUCACAUGACAGGAAAUGAGAGCGACAACCCGGAAGACGCCGCUGACAGGCCGGUUCCUAAGCAAUGGAUGAGCGCUAUUACACCAUCACGGAGGAGCAGGCUGCCGUGAAAGCCAAGUAUCCGGCUGUAAUAAAAAAGUAUGAGUAUCUGGAUCACACUGCGGAUGUUCAGCUACAUGCUUGGGGUGACACUUUGGAAGAAGCUUUUGAGCAAUGUGUGAUGGCAAUGUUCGGUUACAUGACUGAUAUAGAGACUGUUGAACCUAUAGAUACAGUGGAGGUGACAUCUGAAGGGCAUGAUAUGCUUUCACUCCUCUAUAAUUUCCUGGACGAAUGGCUGUAUAAGUUCAGUGCUGACCAGUACUUCGUACCCCGGGAGGUGAAAGUGCUGCACAUAGAUCGAAUGAGGUUUAACAUUCGUUCCAUAGGGUGGGGAGAAGAAUUCAAUUUACCCAAACACCCCCAGGGCACAGAGGUGAAAGCCAUUACUUACUCGGCCAUGCAGAUCUGUGAGGAGGAGAAGCCUGAAGUUUUUGUCAUCAUCGAUAUUUAACGUAAUAUAUUAAUAAAUAUCAGUGAUUCGCUCCCAUAAUACUCAGAAACAUCGCUGCUUUGAGAAGGACGAUCUUCUAGUGAAAGACUUUGUGCCUUACGCCAGGUAUUCCCAAUCACGGUCCUCAAGGCACACUAACAGUGCAGGUUUUAGUGAUAGCCAGGCUUCAGCACAGGUGACUUAAUUAGUACCUCAGUUAUUUUGAUUUAACCAUCUGUGCUGAAGCCUGGAUAUCACUAAAACCUGCACUGUUGGUGUGCCUUGAGGACCGUGGUUGGGAAUGCCUGCCUUACGCACUUAUUUAACAUGAGAGAAACACACUAACGUGUUCUGUACUAUGGAACAAACUUCUUGUAGCAAUUGUUGAUCUCUGUUGCUAGCACUGAAAUUGUGAAUAUAUAUAUUUGUAAUAAAUUAUUUUUGGGCA